AUGUCCAGACAAUCGAAAGCGUCGUCUUCAAACGAAGACUCGGACUCCGGUGAAUCGAUAUCCAGUCCGCCUGUGUCGACUGAAUCGUUGCAUGACAUGGAGAAUGGCGGUGAUUACGGCGAUUUUAAUUAUACUUGUUCUAUUUGCAACGAAAUAUUCCCGACUGGUCAGCAGCUGAUUGAACACGAACAGAUACACUCGGACCACUUGCAGUUCUCUUGUUCAUACUGUCCCAGGUUGUUCAAGCAUAAAAGGUCCAGGGACAGGCACACCAAGCUGCACACUGGUGAUAAAAAGUACAAGUGUCUCCAGUGUGAGUCAGCGUUCUCCAGAAGUGACCAUUUAAAGAUCCACAUGAAGACGCAUGACAGCAGGAAGCCGUACAAAUGUGGCUCCUGCAACAGAGGUUACAACACGGCAGCAGCUCUGUCAUCGCAUCAACAGAUCCAUCUGAAGCUGGAGCCAAAGUCGGGCCAAAACGAAGGCGACUCACCUAGUCCUACACUUUUUCGUUGCCACAUUUGUACUGAAUCCUUUAACAGAUCUGAAAGUUUACAGGUUCACUUGGUGAGUCACAGUGAUAGUGAGUCGCCCCAAACCGACACCUUGCAGAACGACGAAGAUAAUGUCAAGUUGAUUUGCAUGUAUUGCUCCAAGGAGUUUCCCAGUUUGGAGGUGAUGUGCCAACAUGUCAACACAUCCCACAAGGAUUUGCAAAAUGGAAUAGCCUCUAGUCUUUCCGGAAAGUCGGACAAUACAACAAUAAUGUCUUGUGAUAAGUGUCCCUUACAAUUCGACUCGCCGCAGUCCUUAAAAGACCACAUAACCAGUUCACAUUGGCAAGACAUAUCGUUCAGUUCUUACGCCAACUUCCAAAUACAACCAACCGACCUGAGCAAACGUCAGAAGAACGACGAGGAGGAUGGAGGCAAUAAGAAGAGGAAACGGAAAGACCACUCGGGCCUCUCUUCCAAUAACUCCUACGGUUCCAUAGAUAAACCUUGCAUAUGCUCAUGUUGUUACGCUCAAUUGCCGAACUUCAAAAGCUUUUUGCACCACAUGGAAACGCACAUGAUUUCAGCAAAUAACGCACUCUUAGGUUUUUGUCCGAUUUGUGGUGACCCAAAUGUUGGGACCUCCAACUUCAGCAACCACAUCUUCGGCCAUGCUAUAGUACAAGUCGCCGGCCUUUGUUGUUACACCUGCAAGAAAACGUUUGAGAGCGUGGAAAAAUUGCAGAAACACCUAAUCGACAUGCACGUCAUUAAUGUUUAUAAAUGUUCAAUAUGCAGCGAGAUUUUCGACACCAAAUUAUCCAUGCAACUUCACUUAACCAACAAACACAGCGAAGAGUGCAAAUACUUUAAGUGCAACUUGUGCACCAACCAAGUCUUCCCCGACAAGCUAUCGGCAGAGCUGCACAUUUCCAUGAAGCACCAACAGUUUGCUGCCUGUUUGAACACUAACAAGUCAAUAUUACAAACACCUUAUCAAUUUGAAAUCAAUUCGAGACUGGGGGACUAUGGAGUGCAGCUUCAAUGUGCCUUUUGUGAUAAGUCAUUCAGCGAUAAAUACUCCCAGUACGUGCACAUCCUGAACGACCACAGCGAAGCCUCUAAGAAGGAUGAAAAGUACCAGGAUAAUUCAAAGAACCAUAAUUCUGGUUCCUCAAGCAAUAUCCAGGCGAGACUCAUGCAGUCACCAGAACUGUCAGACAUAAAGAAGAAGGACUACAAGUACACAUGUGAUAUAUGCAAUCUAACGGACAUACCAUCAGAGUUAGAACUGAUAACCCACAAGAAGGCCCACGUGCAGGCCAAAUCAAAAAACGGUAACUCCUUGGUGAGCUUACAAUGUGCUUACUGCAACGAAUAUUGUAAGUCAAGGAGUGAUCUGGAGAAUCAUAUGAAGACCCAUCAAGUCAGCUGCGGAAAAGGUAAACACAAGUGCAACAUUUGCGACGAAAUAUUCUCCUCCUCCAUCACGUUGGCCGACCACAAAUUGAACCAUUGCAAAAUAGUGGACGGAAGUGUUUGCGUGCAAUGCAAAUCGAUUCUUUGCGAUGAACAGUCGUUUUACAACCACCAAAUGCAACACAGUAACAAGGUUAUAAAGCAGAACUCACAAAUUUCCCUUCCCGCAAACUGCAUAGUCUGUUGCCAAACCCUUCAAACCGACAUAGAAAUCAAACUGCACGCCAAGUUCCACCUCAAACAUCUAUUCCAAAACGAGUACAUUUGCGGCGUGUGCAACCGAGUCUUCGACGUGAGUGGCAACCAGGUCAACAACAAAACCUGCGACAACAACAUCACGGUCUCGAUAUGCAAGGAGUGCACCAACCUGAACAACAACGACAUAACCUCCAACAAGUACAUGCCGGUACAUUCACCCCAUUUGUCCAAGUGCAAAGUGGAAAAGUCGCAGGACGAGCACACGAACGCGGAGUGCCACCUGUGCAAACAAGAGUUCACGUCCUCGCACAAGCUGCAAACGCAUUUAAUCGAGCACAACUUCUUCGGCAUGAACCAGUACAGUUGUUACGUUUGCUCGUCGGUCUUCACCGGCGCCGUGGGCUUGCAAAACCACAUCUUGGAACACGGAUUGGACGCCAAACCUUACGAGUGCAAUCAGUGCCAGUCCAAGUUCUUUUUCCGCACCGAGCUGGACAAUCACCGGUUCACGCACGUACAACAAAGUCCGAGUGCCAGGAAAUGUUACACCCCUCAGCUGCCCUACACUAGUGUCAACGGCAACUGCAACGGUAGUGAAAAGACUGAACAACAAUACAAGUCGUGCCAGUAUUGUGCGAACACCUUCAUAGAUAACACGUUCUAUCUGGAACAUUUGAGUCAGUGUCCGUUUAAUCAGAGCAAAAUUGUCUUUGAGGCGACCAGCAGUAUUAAGGUUGAGGUCAAGGAGGAGUUUACGGAAGAGGCUUGCAACGAGGCAUAGUCUGACCAAACAUCAAUUCUCAACUGUUUGCCAAUUAUGUACAUAAUGUUGUUGCAUUUGUAAAAAAAAGUAGCUAAAUGAAUCUUGAACAUUUCAGGGGCCAUAAUAGUAUAAAAAAAACGUGUAAAUAAAAGUAAAACCUGCAAUUUUUCCACGACUUACCACCAUCAUUAGAAGUUGCUUUGUUUUAGACUUGGUGUUUCGUCAAUUACAAACCCCUGUUAAAAGUUUUUGCGUUAAUUACAAACAAAGAAAAGGUUCAUUGGUCAUUGGAACAGGCCCAAUUUUUUACGAACUUGUAAAGUUAAUAACUGUAAAACCACUGAAUUGUAACUAUUUUAUAAUAAACAUUUAACUCCGUCCACUUGUUACAGUAUGCCCGUCCAUACUGUUUUUAUUAUAUGUUUAAGUAUUCCACUUUUGUGAAAUGUUUGUAUGACAUACAAAGCCAAAUACAAACAGGGUAAUUGGUUAAAUUUAAUUUGUUGUGUAUAUAUUAAAAUCUG
Molecule: messenger RNA, 3458 nt
Organism: Aethina tumida (small hive beetle)
Lineage: Eukaryota; Metazoa; Arthropoda; Insecta; Coleoptera; Nitidulidae
Gene: L
Product: zinc finger protein 423 homolog
Exons: 6
Coding region: 1-2952 (983 amino acids)
Biological process (GO): regulation of transcription by RNA polymerase II
Cellular component (GO): nucleus
Molecular function (GO): RNA polymerase II transcription regulatory region sequence-specific DNA binding; DNA-binding transcription factor activity, RNA polymerase II-specific
Source: RefSeq, a predicted model, not a curated record